UGUCUAGACUCUAUAGUGAAAGCUGUUUUACAAUCAAAAUUCUGCAAUAUAAAAAUAUGUUUCAUAAAUGUUGACAUAUCCGGUUAAUUUGAAGUAUGUAACAGUUAUCAAAGGGUUAACGAGAUGUAUACAUUACUCCAAUAAAUAUUUUUAUUUACACUUUGGUCGAAUCAUUAGUAAUUUUAUAAUUUAUUAGCCACUUUUCUCUAUGGGUUUCAAGAGCUUUGCAACAAACACAGCCCAACAGAUAUAACGGAUCAGUUAACAAUGGGUGAACCAAAAGGAAAAGUUGAUAUUUUAGGCCUCGGCAUUUGAGAAUUCGAGUUCGGUCUAUUUAUUGGAUCUUCGGAUCAUGUUCAUAAAUCUCAUUUAAAUCCUUUAAUUUUCAUGUCAACCGGACAUGACGGAACCGAGAAGGUGUUCCAACUCUCAAGCCUUGUAUAUUGGCAACGACUAACGCCUCGUUGACAUCCAUCCCGCCUGCUGAGGAGAUUAAGCGAGCUCUCUUUGCCAUACAUCCGACAAAGUCCAGGCCCAUAUGGUUUCUAAGUCUGCUUCUCCUGUCUAACUGGUAAACAAUGGGUCCAGUAAUAGUGGUUGAAGUCCGAGGCUUCUUCUUAUUGGCCAUCUACAUUAUUAACAGCUAUAUUAUUAUUUUCAAAAUGAAUUUUACAUUCGAAGUUUCACAUUAAAAAUUUAAAUCAGCUAAAUUCGUUGUUACUCUUAAUGCAUUAUUAAAUUUGUUAAUAUAUAAUAUAAAAUUAACCAUAAAUUAAAAAGAAUUUCACUAAUUUGAUAAUUAUUAGUAUCUAAAAAAUAGUUUAGUUAUAUUGUGUUAUCGAAAAAAUAUUUUACAUCGAAAAAGUUUAGGAUAGGAAGAUAAAUACAUAUAUAGCUUUGUUUAUAGUUUUUUUUUAUAUAUAUAAAUGAGUGUUUUCAAGUUUACUUUAGGCAAUAAAGAUAAUUUUAUUAUUAUGAAAAACUUUGGAAUAUAUAAAAAUUAUCUUUAAUCUAUUACUAACUAUUUUUUCAAGCUUAUUUUAGAUGAUAAAGAGUAUUUAAAUUGUGAUGAAAUACUUUGUUAUAUAUAAGUAAUUUAUUAUCAAAUAUUAAAUGCAUGAACAAUGAUUUAUUAUAAUGGUUUUUAAAUUGAUAAUAUAUCUAUCUAUAAAUAUAUAUAAAAUUAUUAUGUUGUGGUAAAUUUUAUGUUUAUUAAUACAAAGUAAAUAUAUAUAUAUCUAUCUUUAAAAAUUAGUAAUACAAAGUUGUGGUAAAUUUUAUGUUUUUGAUUAAUUAAACAGGUUUAGAUUUGUUAAAGAGUUUUUUGUUAAAAGCAAAUAGAACAAAGAAUUAAAAGCAAAUUCUAAGUUUUUUUUUCCAGAAAGCGAACCAAAAUUUUAAUUCCGAGUAAGACCGAGGACCACCCCCUUCUCUUCCCUUUUUGGUGUCCAGCGUUCUACCUUAACGGUACACAAGACACACAUUUGCUUGCUUUCCCUCACUGCCUCCUCAAAAUCGAAGAGUGAACAUCUAAUCUCCUCCUAAAUCAUACUCUCUGUUUUCUUUCUACAGUCAGUACCGUCUCUCUGUUUCCUUCCCGUCUGACUUUGUUGUUCGGUUUUGUUCUUAGGAGUGUCAAGAACAUCAUGGGCUCUCUUCUCUUUCUCUUAAAGGAGAAGAAGGGAGUAUUGUGGAGAGGUUUGAAGGUAUCAGCAAUCUUUGGUCUUGGAUUCUGCACGCAUAAUGCUUUGACCAUUUAUCCAAAUGAGUUGAGUAAAAAAUCCCAAAAGGCGUUGGCUAAAGCGAAGUAUUUUGAAGAGGAGUAUAGGGCUAGGCUGGCUAGGGUGAAAGAACGCAGAAAAGAGUUGGACGAGAAUCUGCAGAUCUGCAGGGAUGGACUGGCAAAUGUGGAACAGCUUAAAAGAGAACUUGAAAAAGCUGAGAGGCCCGAACCUGUGGAAACGUGUUGUGAAUCUCAUGAAGAAUCUGUGUGGAGUUUCAUAUGAGCUAAAUGGAUCACAAGAAACGAUCUGAUUUGGUGCAGAACAGGAACCAAACUAAUUAAUUACUAAGUAGCUGAAGGCUGUGAUUGUCUCAUUAAUAUUAAACAUUGUAUUCACAACUCCGGUCAUGGUCUCAAAAUGUAUGCAAAGGGUUUUGGUA
Molecule: messenger RNA, 2163 nt
Organism: Brassica rapa (field mustard)
Lineage: Eukaryota; Viridiplantae; Streptophyta; Magnoliopsida; Brassicales; Brassicaceae
Source: RefSeq, a predicted model, not a curated record